Molecule: messenger RNA, 927 nt
Organism: Thermothielavioides terrestris NRRL 8126
Lineage: Eukaryota; Fungi; Ascomycota; Sordariomycetes; Sordariales; Chaetomiaceae
Exons: 3
Coding region: 1-927 (308 amino acids)
Source: RefSeq, a predicted model, not a curated record
AUGCCGAAGAUUGCGUUUGUACCUGCAGACGGACUCGGAAGGACCAGGGCCGAGCAUCGAAGGCUGAUUAGGAGCCACUGUAUGCGGGGGAAGAACAAGAAGAAAUACAGGAACACGAGAGACGUGGGAGACCACACCGACGUCAUUACCCAACAGUUGCCGGUAGAUAUCAGCGUGUCUCGGGCGACCAGCGCGGCAGAGAUUCACAGCCACACGGUGUCGGCAAGACCGGCCGUAUGGUCAUCGGCGGCAACAGGGUACACGCUCCCAUCGCCUGAGCGACCACCAUCGGUCUUCUCACUCCUCACCUUUGCCCGGGAGAUUGACGAUCUGUCGCGUGAACUCCUCUUUAAAUAUUUCUUCGUUGCGCGAGAGAUUUUCUACCCGAUACAGUUCUGUGUUUACUCCGACGCAAGCCUCUUCAUCUGGUUCGAGUGGCUGUUUUAUGAUGUGGCGUACCUCGAAGCCGUGCUGCUCGGCAUGUCUGCCAUGGAUGACUUCUAUCGACGGGCGCCGCCAUCCAAGUUGACCUAUUCGUCUCUGAAGGCUACAAUCCAUGCCCUCAACAAGCGUUUGUCAGAUCCCGACCUGUGCCUCGCGGACUCCACCAUCGCUGUUGUUAUGGGUCUCGCCGAGCUCGCCGGGAUCUUAUCCGACGACGCUGCAGUCAAAGCGCACGUCUCUGGCUUCCAGAAAAUGGUUCGCCUUCGAGGCGGUAUCAGCGCUUUUGCUCACAACAAGAAGCUGCAGAUCAAGAUCGGAAGGUUCGACUUAAUCCACUCCCUUGGCACAGGCAACCCACCUCAAUUCUUCAUGGACCCAAUAUCGUGGUGUCCCAUCUUUGGACUUCUUCAUAGACCCAAUAUCGUGGUGUCCCAUCUUUGGACCUCCAUCGUCAACCAGCACCCGCUCAAGUUCCAGUGUUGA